GUCCACGCACCGCGGCGCUGGCGAAGGCUCGGGCGCGGCGGGAGUUGGGGGGCGCAGGGACCCCAGGGCCACGGGUUUCCGGGGAGCAGCUGAGCUGCGCAAGGGCGCGCCGGGGGCGAGUCUGGGCCGCGCACCACUCCGCGGUCUCCUAGCGACCCGACCGGCUGGAAACGCGCCCUACCCAAAGCCGAGCGGGCAGCCGGGCACCAUGGCUGACCGCAGAGUACGGUUCCCGCCCGCAGCGCGGGCCCGGGUGCCGGUGAGCAUCAGCUUCGGGCCCCGGUACACCGAGAAUCUGGCUUCCAAGUGCUUCCCAAAGCAUAAGGGCGGGCCGCCGGGUCCCACCUCCCUGAGCAGCCGGCGCUGGAGAUUUGUGACAACCGAGCUGGAUGACUUCCGGGAAGGCUGCUCGCCCUGCCGAGGUCUGAUCACCCAGGGCCUGGACAAGGGCUUCUUCCUCCCGAUUUAUCACAGAGCUCCCCGCCCCGCCGGGAAAAGGAGGCAGAACUCGCUGCGCAGGGAAGCAGCCCUGGGUUCCAGGCUCUCACCAGCCCGGCAGGCGCGGAAGGCGUUCCUGGCGGACGUUGAGGCGCAGCUGUCCCCGCACCCCUUGGCCCUCUACCCGGACCUGGAAGAAGACCUGCCUGCAGAGCUCUUAUUAAAGGUGCUGGACGUGCUGGAUCCUCAUAGGAAGCUGGAGGACACGUGGGCUUCUUGUCAGGGCAUCAAGAAAAGACCGAAGGAAAACACAAAACAUUUAAAAAAACGUUCUAGCCAAGUCUACCUGGAACCUCUCCAGAAGACUCCUGUGUCACAUCCAUGCCAAUGGCUUUAUGAAGAAAAGAAGCCCAGUGAAAUAGAUUCGCUCCACAAAAUGGGUCCACUUCUUCAUGAAAAUGUACGCAGAGGAGUUAGUGACUUCUGCAACUGGGCUGCUGAUUUUGGCAGCCCGAGCAUUGAUGAGGAGUUCAUCCUGAAACAGUUUGAAAUUGACUCUCAGAGCAAACCAAGCUAUAAUGUGCUCCACGCAGUGAGACCCAACCAGGUACCUCUGGAGCUAAAGAAAAGGAUCGGGCUAAAUAAACUGCAGGGGCCACAGUUCUUCCAGAAACUUGACUAUGAGCAGAGACUUCAGAAACCACAGAAUUCUCAUAAACCAAAGUGGGUGAAGAUGAGAUACGGAGCAUGGUAUCUGAACACCAAGUUGUGGAAAAAGCAAAGGGCCGAUGAACCUUUGUUGGACCCCAAAGUCUUAGGUAGAGCUCAGGAUGAGAAUCUGGCAAAGGAGCUACGGGAACAGGAGGAGUUACUUGCAGACCUUCGUGGAACGGUUGCCUUUAAGGAUUUCAUUAUGAGCAGAGGCUACAGGAUGCCGAGGUUCCUGGAGAAGAUAUAUAUGAGGAAGGAAUAUAAAUGUGAAUGUAACAAGACUCCCGUAAAAUAACUCCAGCUUAGAAGAAUUCGGGAAGAUGAUUAGACAGAUUCCAUUUAUUACAUACUUGGCUAUUUCUAUCAUUAAAAAUUAAACAAAAUUCCCGCAUUGCUGUGGCUCU
This is a messenger RNA of Phacochoerus africanus (Common warthog), 1553 nucleotides long. RefSeq names its product family with sequence similarity 47 member E (gene FAM47E). The record is from RefSeq and is a predicted model, not a curated record. Lineage: Eukaryota; Metazoa; Chordata; Mammalia; Artiodactyla; Suidae.